AUGCUUCAGCUUUGGAAACUUGUUCUCUUGUGUGGCCUGCUCACUGGAACCUCAGCGUCCCUUCUUGGAAAUCUUGGCAAUGACCUGAGUAAUGUUGUGAACAAGCUGAAACCCGUUGUGGAGAAAGGACUUGAGACCGUUGACAAUACAAUUGAAUCUUUCGUUCAGAAACUGAAGGCUGACUUAGGGGUGCUUCAGGAAUCUAACGCUGAGGAACUGGAAGCUCUUUCUACCACCACUUCAAUUAACGGGAAUUUUGGCAUUCUGAAUAUCAAAAUUGAACUGACUCCUGACGGCGAAGGUGUUACCAUAAGGGUCCCUGUCACCGCUAAUGUCACCUUGGCACUCAAGGACCAUUGCCUCUCACUGGCCAACCUGAAGGCUUCUUUGAACCUCCUGACUGACAUCAGACUUGAAACCGAUGCCCAGACUGGCCUCCCCAAAGUGGUCGUUGGACAAUGCCGCAGCGACUCAGACACCAUCUCAAUCACCUUGCUGGAUGG
This is a messenger RNA of Hyaena hyaena (striped hyena), 503 nucleotides long. RefSeq names its product BPI fold containing family A member 2 (gene BPIFA2). NCBI's taxonomy places the organism in Eukaryota, Metazoa, Chordata, Mammalia, Carnivora, Hyaenidae. The record is from RefSeq and is a predicted model, not a curated record. The annotation marks the transcript as partial. The transcript is spliced from 5 exons. Gene Ontology annotation, molecular function: lipid binding.